CUCACUUCUCUUCCUUUCCCAUUGCCCCACACACACUUUUCACACCUACACAUGUCCCUAACUCACCUACCAAACACACCCUGGUGGACACCUCAAGAUCCAUACCCUGUUAUGGACUCAUCCCCCCAUCUCUCCACCACCGACCAAGAUUCCACACACCAACUCUCUAAACAACCCAUGUUCGAGAAACCCUUAACUCCAAGUGAUGUUGGCAAACUCAACCGUCUUGUCAUUCCAAAACAACACGCCGAGAAGUACUUCCCACUCUCCGCCCUUGACCAACAAAAAGGCUUUUUGCUUAGUUUCGAAGACGAGACCGGAAAACCGUGGCGCUUCCGGUACUCGUAUUGGAACAGUAGUCAAAGCUACGUGUUGACUAAAGGCUGGAGUCGUUAUGUUAAGGAGAAAAGGUUGGAUGCCGGCGACGUCGUUUUGUUUCAACGUCAUAGGUUUGAUGGUGACAGGAUGUUUAUAGGGUGGAGACGUAAGCAUGCUGCCGUGCAGAUGCGAGAUACUGGUGGUGAGCAGGUUAACGGCUGGAACCCUACGAUGGUCAAUGAUGCGCAGGAUAGUUAUCCUGCGCCCUAUAUUUAUCAUACUCAUCCAUGCCAACAUGCCAUUGUUCAUGCAGGAGGUAAUGUAGAAAGUAGUCAAAGAUAUGUGGUGGCUAGUGGGAACACAAGGAGGGUAAGGCUAUUUGGUGUAAACCUUGAAUGCCCAGAUGAGUAUGAGCCAUCAGCCCAAGAUGGUUCGAGCCAGAGUGGUCAACCCCACAUUCAAUACUCUUCCGGUUCCAACAAUCUCGGUCACAAUAUGAACAUCAAUUUCAGCCAGUUGAGGUACCAUCACCAACAAGAAUAAGAUCCGAAGAAUGUGACAUGCAUUGGAUUUCUCAACUUUGUCAAUAAACACCAUACAAUCCAAUCCAAGCUGCCCAACAAUUUGGCGAAAUGUUGAAGCCCAAAAAAAAUGAAUAGUACAUAAACCAAGAAAAACAAAAGAAAAAUCUCGAAAUUCUUCAAAUAGGUUUCUUUGAUAUGAACAAUCUUGACAUGUUUUCGACCUGACUCGUCUAUUUUGCUAGUUUAAAGUUUAAACAAUUCCGACCCGACCCUAAUAUUUUGUUAUUUUAUUUUUAAGUUGGGAGAUAGAAAAUUAGAAAAUAAAAAAAGGGAUUGAUUAAGGAAAUUGACAGGAGGGCGACUGUCAGGAUUCUGUAUGAUAAUUUUGUAUGCUUCAUAGUGUUAGUAGUACUUGGUGAAAGUACUCUU
Messenger RNA from Helianthus annuus (common sunflower), 1271 nucleotides. Its product is annotated as B3 domain-containing protein At2g36080. NCBI's taxonomy places the organism in Eukaryota, Viridiplantae, Streptophyta, Magnoliopsida, Asterales, Asteraceae. Gene Ontology annotation, molecular function: DNA binding; DNA-binding transcription factor activity. The record is from RefSeq and is a predicted model, not a curated record. The transcript is spliced from 3 exons. The coding region runs from base 52 to 861 and encodes 269 amino acids.